GACGCUCACCAGGUGUCCCUAGCUCCGUGGCUGGGAUGUUGGUGGAGUUGGCGCUGAAGGCAGGUGUGCUUGGUGUCCAGGCACCUGUGCCCUGUGCACUGCACCUGAGCAGAGGCCUUCUGCCCUCUCACCUUUGUUGACUAGGGCCGUUAAACAGUAGGAAAUGGAAUUUGGGAUACUGCAGACAUUGAUUUUUGAGGGAAAUGGUAGGACGGGUGCUGGAACCUCAGGUAGGAAGGGUAAGGUGCGUGCUGUCCCUGUGCCUCCACGUGUUCACGAGGUGUCCUGGCGUGGCCCCCGCCCCCCGGUGUGUAAAGGGGUGGUGUGAGGGCUCUGGAAAUGAGAAAUUGGCCCUAUCUGGGGGAGAGAAGUGCCCUGGAGACUGACAUCUGAUACAAUGAAUAGUCUGGGGCCCACAUAGAGGCAUCGUCUGCAUGUCAAUAUCUUAUACCUGUAAUCGCUCCUGCUCCGCUUAAAGGAUGCCUCUAGCAUGACAGGCGCAGAGAUUCUGCCAGCUUUGUGGCCAUGAAGGAGACGGACCGGGAGGCUGUUGCGACAGCAGUCCAGAGGGUUGCUGGGAUGCUUCAGCGCCCGGACCAGCUGGACAAAGUGGAGCAGUAUCGCCGAAGAGAGGCCCGGAAGAAGGCCUCCGUGGAGGCCAGAUUGAAGGCCGCGAUCCAGUCGCAGUUGGACGGGGUGCGCACGGGCCUCAGCCAGCUCCACAGCGCGCUGAGCGACGUCAAGGACAUCCAGCAGUCCCUGGCCGACGUCAGCAAGGACUGGAGGCAGAGCAUUAACACCAUCGAGAGCCUCAAGGAUGUGAAGGAUGCCGUCGUGCGGCACAGCCAGCUCGCCGCCGCCGUGGAGAACCUCAAGAACAUCUUCUCAGUGCCCGAGAUCGUGAGGGAGACCCAGGAGCUCAUAGAGCAAGGGGCACUGCUGCAGGCCCACCGGAAGCUGAUGGAUCUGGAGUGUUCCCGGGACGGGCUGAUGUACGAGCAGUACCGCACGGACAGCGGGAACACACGUGACAUGACCCUCAUCCACAGCUACUUCGGGAGCACGCAGGGGCUGUCUGACGAGCUGGCCAAGCAGCUGUGGGUGGUGCUGCAGAGGUCUCUGGUCACCGUGCGCCGUGACCCCACCUUGCUGGUCUCAGUUGUCAGGAUCAUCGAAAGGGAAGAAAAAAUUGACAGGCGCGUACUUGACCGAAAAAAGCAAACUGGCUUUGUUCCUCCUGGAAGGCCCAAGAACUGGAAGGAGAAGAUGUUUGCCAUCCUGGACAGAACCGUGACCACCAGGAUUGAGGGCACGCAGGCGGACACCAGGCAGUCUGACAGGAUGUGGCUCGUCCGCCACCUGGAGAUCAUAAGGAAGUGCGUCCUGGACGACCUCAUCGUCACCAGGAACCUGAUGGUGCAGUGUUUUCCUCCUCGCUACCAGAUUUUCAGGAACCUCCUGAAUGUGUACCACCAGGCUCUAAGCACACGAAUGCAGGAGCUCGCAUCAGAGGACCUGGAAGCAAACGAGAUCGUGAGCCUGCUGACGUGGGUCUUAAACACUUACACCAGUGCAGAGAUGAUGGGGAACGCAGAGCUGGCCCCGGACGUGGACGUCGGGGUCCUGGAGCCUCUGCUUUCUCCAGACGUGGUCUCCGAGCUGCUCGACACCUACAUGUCGACUCUGACAUCGAACAUCAUUGCCUGGCUGCGGAAAGCCCUAGAAACAGACAGGAAGGACUGGGUGAAAGAGACUGAACCUGAGGCCGACCAGGACGGCUACUACCAGACGACACUGCCCGCCAUCGUCUUCCAGAUGUUCGAACAGAACCUUCAAGUCGCUGCUCAGAUAAGUGAAGAUUUGAAAACAAAGGUACUCGUUUUGUGUCUUCAGCAAAUGAAUUCUUUUUUAAGUAGGUACAAAGAGGAGGCGCGGCUGUACAAGGAGGAGCACCUGCGGAAGCGGCAGUACCCACGCUGCUACGUACAGUACCUGGUCGCCCUCGUCAACAACUGCCAGGCCCUCAAAGAGUCCAUAGUCAGUUUAAAAAGAAAGUAUUUGCCACAAGACGUGGAAGAAGGCGUGUCUCUGAGCCAGCCGAGCAUGGAUGGGCUUCUGGACGCCAUUGCGGAGGAGGGCUGCGGCAGCCUGCUGGAGGAGGUCUUCCUGGACCUGGAGCAACAUCUCAAUGAGCUGAUGACAAAGAAGUGGCUGUUAGGAUCAAACGCUGUAGACAUCAUCUGUGUCACCGUGGAAGACUAUUUUAAUGAUUUUGCCAAAAUUAAAAAGCCAUAUAGAAAGCGGAUGAUGGCCGAGGCGCACCGGCGCACGGUGCAGGAGUACCUGCGGGCCGUCAUGCAGAAGCGCAUCUCGUUCCGGAGCGCCGAGGAGCGCAAGGAGGGUGCCGAGCGGAUGGGGCGGGAGGCCGAGCAGCUGCGCUUCCUCUUCCGCAAGCUGGCUUCCGGGUUUGGUGAGGAGAUGGACGGGCACUGUGACGCCAUCAUCGCCGUUGCCGAAGUCAUUAAGCUCACGGACCCUUCUCUGCUCUACCUGGAGGUCUCGACUCUGGUCAGCAAAUACCCAGACAUCAGGGAUGACCACAUCGGCGCGCUGCUGGCCGUGCGGGGGGACGCCAGCCGGGACAUGAAGCAGACCAUCAUCGAGACGCUGGAACAGGGCCCGGCCCAGGCGAGUCCAGAUUACGUGCCCAUCUUCAAGGAUAUCGCGGUUCCCAGCCUGAACGUGGCCAAGCUCCUCAAGUAGCUGCGAAUUGCAGAGUCGCACCCUGAGUGAACGGUGAGCCCCGUGUGGUCCCUACCCCCGCCGCCGCCCCGCUGGACAGGCUUCUCGGCAGCUGAGCUCCGAGGGGACCGUGGGGAUGGCUUCAGCGUUCGCCCCGUUCCUCCUCCCGUGCAGGAUGUGGCCUGUGCGGUGCUGGGCUGCUCUGAGGGUCCCAGUUCCUUCCUCACAGGCUUUCAGGACAGAAGAGUGGAUGCUGUGCUCUAUUUCCUUCUCACGAGGGGUGGGACUUUUUUCUUGGAAGAAUCAAAACCUAAAUGGAGACACUAGGGUGUUCUUACAAGUGUUGCUCAGAAGAGACGUGAUCUUCCUCGAGGUUUCCUGCCAGUGUGCUGUCUGUUAAUAUACACGUUAAUCCGCUUCCCUGCAUGACGAGACUUGGUGUCUAGUAGGUAGCACUGCUCAGUACAGUUUUUGAGUUAAUAAAGUCGAGUGUUAACAGUCGUUAGUCAUUGCCCCUCAUGUUAAUGAAGAUACAUUUAUUUUUCCACUGGCUGAGAGAAUUUUCACUCUGAGUUACUUCUCGAAUAAAUAUCCGGGGUGACUCUUCACAACAGCAGACCCGAGUAACCCGU
Physeter macrocephalus (sperm whale) is the source of this 3374-nucleotide messenger RNA. It is a transcript of the gene EXOC3, whose product is annotated as exocyst complex component 3. The record is from RefSeq and is a predicted model, not a curated record. The transcript has 14 exons. Gene Ontology annotation, biological process: exocyst localization; exocytosis. Gene Ontology annotation, molecular function: SNARE binding. Bases 526 to 2763 code for a protein of 745 amino acids. Gene Ontology annotation, cellular component: exocyst. NCBI's taxonomy places the organism in Eukaryota, Metazoa, Chordata, Mammalia, Artiodactyla, Physeteridae.